Messenger RNA from Serendipita indica DSM 11827, 1980 nucleotides. The record is from the annotation of a GenBank genome assembly. Lineage: Eukaryota; Fungi; Basidiomycota; Agaricomycetes; Sebacinales; Serendipitaceae.
AUGUCAGACAACGGAAAACGAGUCGCAUCACCAUCUCCCAGCAAUGGUCACGCCCAAGGCCCUGGAAGUGCGGCCGGAUCCGUCCUCAGCGGUCGAAACAGAGCUGCUAGCACCGCAAAGAGCAUCACAAGCGUCAUGAGUGGCAAGACAGUGACUAGCUAUCAGCUCACGGGCAGCAAGAAGAUCAAUACUGCACCCCAGCUCCUCCUGGUCCUCAAACCGUAUUUUGCUCGUCUCUUUGAUUACCUGUUUGUCCCUAUCGCUCAGCUCGAUGACCGACGCUUGGGAAUGGCCUGUCCCGCUCGCGUAAGAGGUCGUGUGCGAUAUAGCUCCGCACUCAGGAACAUCCCCACAUUGACUGGUCAUCGACCUUAUUCAGGCUCUGGCACCUCUGCAUGGGCCAAGCAUGAGCCUCCCUCACCGGAUGGCGAAUUGCCGAGCAAUCCCGUCACCCAUUUUCUAGGCGCGGCAAACGUUGUUCAUCCAAAUGACUCACAGCACUUGUUGUCACCAACCUCUGGGAAUCCACAUCGUGAUGGUUCCUCAAUCACCUCUUCACAGCGCGGCCAACGGCAAGGAAACUCCGACGUGGCCUCGAUGACAUCGUCUGCACCUGAUCAGAUGGCAGAGCUCAAUCGGGAGGGACAACAGGGAUGGUGGCCGUUCUCGCUUCCGCUUCCUCCCCUCCCUCUUCCACUCCGCAAGAACUCGCAACAGGGGCAGGCAUCAAGCCUAACCAGUCCCUUCCAAGCUCUCUUCUCUCAACCUUGGCUCAAUUCUUCCAAGAGCUCAGAUGAACGAAUGGAAAACGGUGAUGCUGCUGGUCCCUCCGGCCAAGCCGAUGGCUCGGCUGGUGGAGGUGCAACAGGUGGAGACGAAGAAAACGCAAGCAAACCCAAGAAGGACAGGCCGCGUGUACAAUGGCUGUUUGAUAGAGCCCAAGUGCGCAAGCAGGGGCUUUUGACGGAGGAGGAAAUGAGGCAGCCAUCGCGGCGUCUUACAGACGAAGGAGAUUCGCCUCGCACAGAAGAAGACGAGACGGAUUAUACCGACGGUGAAGAUGAGAAUGGAAACAAGAUUCGACGGCAGCGACGAGGCAAGGGCAUGCACCUCAACCUCCCAAGACGAGGCAAGGGUCCCUUUACAGUCUCAAACUCGAAAACUCCUGGGUGGGAACAACCAUGGUCACCCAUCGCUCCAUCCCAGGCACGAGUACGAGGCGAACGAGGGAGCAAAGAAGGUGCUCAUGCAGACGAGUUGGACGAUACACUCGACGACGGCAACGACGACUUGGAUCCUAGCGCAAAAUUGACGCAGACGAAACGACAGAAGCGAUCACAAACGCUCAGAAGAUGGAUAUUGUACAAUAAUUCUGUGCCCCUGUUGAUACGACUCUUAAAUUUAUCAUUCACCUCGGCUACUCUUGCGGUAGCUAUAUCGAUCCGGCAGGUGGAGCGUAAAUAUACACUCGUGGGUGCUGUUGGCUCCUCGCCGAUCCUUGCCAUCAUAUUUGCUCCCCUCACCAUUAUUCACGUCAUGAUUGCUAUUUAUCUCGAAUAUUUUGGAAAACCUCUCGGCUUAUGGCGCACAUCGGGCAAACUCAUGCACACCCUCUUGGAAAUGUUAUUUAUUUGCAUGUGGUCGGCCAACCUCUCACUCGCAUUCGACAACUUUUUCACCUCACGUCUCGACUGUACACCUUCGUGGACAACACGCUGGUGGAAUCAACUACCUCUUCCGGAAACGUUGGACGAAGGACGAAACGAGGGAGGGCCCGCCGACCGGAUAUGCGACGAGCAGCUGGCCCUCAUCUGCCUCGUCUUUUUCGGCCUGGUCCUGUACUGUGGCAGUCUGAUCAUCAGUCUGUUCAGAAUCUUUGAAAAGGUCAAGUCUCACGGCGCAGACCCGUUUUCGGGUCGCCGAGGCUUUGGGCUCGGUGGGUUCGGGAUGGGCCGAUUUGGGGCGGGUUUCGGACGAUGA